AUGCGCACCAGCUUCAAUGCAGACUCGGCCAGAGUGCAAGUGCCAGUUUCACCCACUGCCGACAACGGCCUUGAGGUACGCCCAUGUGACACGGGCCUGGACCUGGAUGCUCUACUUCGUGAAGAAGAGGAACAGCGCAUUUUGCGCAUGCACCAGAGUUUAGUUGCCAACCUCCUCAACAAGCCAUAUGGUGAGGCCUUGCUUGACAUUGUCCGUCGACGGGACUGGGCCGCCCUGGUUGACCAACGCAGUGCAUGCCAGGACCUUGCCAAUCAAUGUUGUGUAUGUGAUUUUCACUUCACACGGCCGCAGGAACUGCACAGUCAUAUGCGUGUGCAUCACCCAAAGUGGAUUCCACAUACUUUCACCAAAGGCUCCCAGUUGUGCAAGGGCUUUGCAAGCAACUCACCAUGCCGGUAUUGCAACAAGAGUUUCAAACAGGCGCACUCCUGUCCAAUUCUCACUCAGCUGGGCAUGCUGCUGAUACACCUGCCAUCUGAGACAGACCAGCAGGAGGACCCACCAUCGGCGGCCUUGCGAUGCGAAAUAUGUGGACUUCAAGCUGCCACCUUAGAUGAAAUUCACAGUCACCUUGCCAACACGCAUCGGCUUGCCUUUCAUGACUGGCAGCCGGAACGGGAUUUGAUGGGCAGGGACCCGGCCUGCAAUCACUGUGCCACGCCGUUUGCCAGUGUCUCUGCAGUCAGGCAACAUGUGACGUUGGGACAAUGCCGAGAGUUUGACCCUCAUCGAUCACCAUCCCUGUUGCCCAUCUCACCCGAGAUACAGCUGAUGAUGCAAACUGGUGAUUUUCAUCCUUUGUUGCAAGACCCCAUGAAGCGUAUGCGCAUGACGUUGCACUGUGCUCAAUGUGGAGUUACAUACUCGAGGUCGAACGACUUGAUGCUCCAUCUGCAGACGGCACACUCGGCCAUGUGGAAUCAGGCACAAGCCAUGACGAGGUUUCUUGUCAAAGUCCUGGCCCCAAUACAUGCCUGUGUAUGCAAUCCCAGUGUCAACAAGUUCACAUUGACUCAUGUGUGUCCCUUCUACCGUCAGAUGGCCAUGCUGUGGACGCGAUCCUCCACCGAGCUACUCCUGCCGUGGAUCUCAGACAAAGGCAGUUUGACCACCUUGAUGCAACGAUGCCAUUUGCAUGCGGCCUGUCAACCGGUGAUUGAAGCCAUCCAUGCAAGACAGUUGAUGCGUCUUUUGCAAGAGUCGGAGAUGACCGAGUUCCUGCGAUCACAUUGUGUCCUGUGUGGAGGUGCCUUCCAUCCUGCACUCCUUCGAGAUCAUUUGAUCCAGGUUCAUGCCUCAAGUCUGACCAGAUUGUAUGACAUUCUGCCUUUUCUGUACGACACUUACAUGAAGGUAGCCCACACUGACUAUCAAUGUGCACAGUGCAAUCAAAUCUUCAACCUGCCGUUGCUUGGUGAUCCGACGCUGGCUGAACAGCACUCGAGACAGACUCUAGUCUUGGCUCACUUUCAGCAGUGCAAGGAGACGCAGGAACUCAUGGCGACGUUCAGCGCCAUGGCACCGCUUCUGGUUCAGCACAACCAAAAGCAAAAAGAAGACGAAAGGGGUCACAAGAAGGCCAAGACCCAACAUCGACCCCAACUGGAGGAGCCGGCACAGGCGCUGCCUCAAGUGGUGAUGCAGAUGGCCAAGCUUCUCAUCAGACUGGAUGCGGACCAGAAUCUACUGAGAAAGCAAGACUCCUUCGUCUUUUACAUGCAAAUGGAGCCGGAGUCGGUGAUUCAUGUCCUGACAGCUCGAGCCAAGGCCUGGCACCACGAGAUGUCACAGGAGACUCCAAUGAAGACACAAGAAUGGAAGCCACUGAGGGUCACCCUGAUGCAUCACUUGGCAAUGACGUUGCAGCAGCGCUUACAGAAGCUGUAUGCGUGCCAGCCGACGGAUGCCCUGUUUCAGAAGGCCAUGGAGCACCACCUGCUGAAUGCCAAGGGGGAGUUCUUUUUCCAGCGUUGGGACCCGACCAGUCGACAGCUGACGCAAACAGAUCAAGCGCCAAUCCCCAUGGACAGGAUGCGACGCUACAUGGACCAGCUGGUGGAGACCACACAGGAGGCUGGCAACAUCCUGAAGUUCCACUCGCUGAAGGCGUCGGGGGAGCAGGCGGUGACGCCCUGGCUACUCCAAAUAUCCCUCAGGUGCGACGAUCUCCAAGUCUUGCUGGAGACCCUGUCGGGGAACAAAGUAUGGAGGCUCCUCCGUGCUGCUAUGAGCAACAUGGUCUUGCACAACGAUCGCAAUGACUGUUUCAUCAAUGCAGCGGUGACAGCCACCCUUUGGACGUUUCUGAGCCGAUCUGACUUUGAGCCAUCUUUUCUGGGGCCACAGGCCACCCUGAUUGCUGAGAGUGUGCUAGGUGACCCUGUGGAGUUCAUUUCACAUGUGUUGCGGGGACUGAGAUUUGAGGGCUUUGACAUGACGUGGGAGCGUCGAGUCCAGAUCAAUGAUACUGUGCGAGUCAUGGAUCAAAGUGCUGCUGACAGGCCGUUGACAGUGCAAUUUGAUUUGAUGGACAUUGGGACUUCUACCUUGGAUUACACAUCAUUACAAACGAUGUUGAACUCCUGGUCGUCUCAGUAUGGUAUGCAUACUGCUCUGAAAGCCCGCACUCCUCUGCUGUGCAUCCAUGUUGAUCGAUACAUCAACCAAGGUUCUGAAGCAGCUGUGAAAAGUGAGCGCCCUAUUCAUUUUUGGGGUGCGAUCGAUGUCCCAUUCUUUGCAGAUGAUGAGCUCCAUAUCGAAACUGCCGAAUAUCAAAUCCUGGCUGCUGUGUCUCACUCAGGUUUGGACUCAGCUGGACACUGCCGCGCCCUGCUGACCACAUGGCCCACGGAGCAGCCACCAAUCAGCUUUCUGCUGAUUGACGAUGAUCAGCCCCCCCGAAGACUCAGAGCUGAGCCAGAAUGGUUCAAGCGCGAUGUGAUGUGCCUCUGGUUUUGCCAUAGUGACUACCUGGAUCUGUUCCAUAUGACUGACCCGCUGCAGCCAGAUCCAAUCGAAGGCUCAUCCACCUCUGAUUCAGAAGAUGCGACAGGUAAAAAAAAAAAGGUGAAGCUGGUCCAAGAGGCAAAGGCCCAACGUGUCACGAAGGCAGGCAAGGCCGCUCCAGAUCAGGAAGAAGCCGCCGGCAAAGACACCUACUCCGCCAAAAAGGUGGCCCCUGCGGCGCCUGCGGCUCCAGCUCCGGAAACGGCCAAGGCGCCUGAGAUCUCUGCUGAACAGCAGCAGAAGAUAGAUGCAACCAGAGAGUCUGGAGACAUAAAGUUUGAAUUUGAAGUCAAAUGCGUUUCAGCUCGAGGAUUGAGAGAUGCAGACUGGUUAGAAGGAACUUCUGAUCCAUAUUGCCUCUGCGAAGCAGUGGGCAAGGUGAAGUCAAAGUUCAAGACGAAGACAGUGAGCAACAAAGAGAACCCAGUGGGGCUCUCAAUGAAUCAAACUCGUGGAGAGAAACAAGGGAGCUGUGGAGAUGCUUCCUCCUGCUCUAUGGUGCCCUUGGAGAAGACAGUUGUCCUGCAGGUGAUGAAGGCCAGCCGCAUUAGCCGCAUUAGCCGCAUUAGCCGCCUCCUGAUCUCCCUUGCUGCUUUGCUCUGGCUUCUGGUCCAUCCAGAUCAUCCAUCUGCCCCUUCCCGUAUCCGUGUUUCUGUUCAGCAAUCAGCUGUGUCUUUGAGGCUUACAAAGGCACUGGAUAGAUUGUCCCUGGCCAUUGAAGGUCGGCAGAAGGACGGGGCAGAGGAGUGGGAGGAGGUCACCAGCUGGGCAGUGGGCCAGUUUGGUCCUACGAGGUGUGCCCUUUCCUCCACAGCAUUCAUGGAACUAGCAGAUGGUUCAAUGGUGGAGUCAGAGGAGUACCAGCAUGUGAUCCUUCAGUUCCCUCCUGGAGAGCAGGAUCUUCAGCAUCAGUUGCAAGGCUAUGUGCUUAUGAGGCGCCCGGGCGGCAUUUUGCUUGCAAUCCCCGGUGGGAUCAUCGAGGAAGAGGCGUUAGUGGGCCAAUUGGUGGUGUCAGAAGAGCUUGGAAAGGCUUGGCUGAACGAGGAGAUCGGCGAUCGAGUAGCUUUCUACUCAGCAGAAGAGGGCACUCCACAGUCUGCCCCGCCUCAAGGGGCAAAAGCCAAGGCAGCUGCGCCUGGUGGCACUACAGGUCCGGGAAGAGUUCCUGGAAUCCAGGAUGCCAUGGAGAAGAAGGUGGGGAUUGGCAGGCCCGAGCCUGUUGGGUUCCAGAUGCCUUCUGCUGGACGAGCUGCGGUGCCAGUUUCUUCCUUGCUCAGCUCUGCCGGCCCGAAACCUUCAGUGUCAAACCUGGGGGCUCUAGUGGGCCCUCCGCAGGCACCAUGUAUGAAGCCGCCAGCAGUGGAGCCAGACAAGGAGGAGGAGGCCGACAAGGAGGCGCUGUCUUCUCCAGUGACAAGAGUCCCAUUGGAGCAGAGUCGGGCUUUGUCAAGGCUGGUGGCCCAUUUCCAUGCAGUGGGAAGCGAUCCUAUGUCCGACCUUUCCUCGGCCCGCGAAAAGCUGCAGCGCGAACUUGCGCAGGGGUCUGGCCAAUUCUUCCUGCAGAGGCGAAUGUCUCCCACUUCCAGGCCAGCAACGUCUCCUUCCGAGAUUGGGGGUAUCUCACUUCUAGCCUACCUUGAGCGCUACGGGGGGCCACGGGCAAAACAGAGAGCUUGGCAUGAUACAAUGGUCGCUAGGUCACGUCUUCGAUGCUAUGGCCAAGGAAGAAUGGGCCUUGCCAAAGACCAUUUGGCCUUGACCACUGUGAUGGUGGAGCAAGCAUCCCUGGACAACAACAAGUGGAGUUUGGCCUGGCUUCUUCGCCUCCUAGACGAUGCUCCUCAGAAUCUUUGGAUUUCGAGGGGCCAAACAGCUGCGGGCUGCAGGCGUCCAUUUGCUCCUCUUUGUGCUCAGACAUGGACGACCACAGCCGUGGCGUAUCUCACAGAGGCGGACCUGCUGACGUCAAAGAAGAGCGAAGUACUGUCCGGGGGCAAAGGCGCAACCAGCUCAGACAGCCCUGCGCCAAAACCAAACCCAAAGCGAAAGCCGGGGAGAGGAAAGGGAAACCCUCCGCAGCAGUCUGGCCUAGCGGAGGAGACAGGAUGUCAGGCAGCAAUGCCGGGCCAUCUGGAAGAUGAAUUCAUCAAGAAGGAGCUUGACACAGUUCCAAGUGGGAGCAAGAUUUCCACUUUCAGCUUUUCCUUCUUUACUUGGUGCAUGGCGAUCACUAGGGAGCCCGAACAAUCCAAAGAGAAGAAAGGACAAGGAAGGCGUGUUACUCGUGCUCUUCAUGUGGUGAUUGGCGCCGUGAAUUACAUGUACUAUGCAAGGUCUUGUCCGCCUUUGGAGUUGAUUCGGAGGCAGCCCAAUCAGCGUCAGAGUGAGGCUAUCCAACGAUUGCGGCUGUUUGUCAAAGCGUGCGACCAUGGACAGUUGAUCGAAGUGGCUGCCAGUGGUGGAAAGAAUUUGCAGCUGAUGGCCCGUCUACAAGAACUGGCAUCGGCCGCAGAAGCCCUAGGGAUUUCUCAAAGUCCCUAUGUCGAGGAGCCUCAGUUCAUUGAGAUUGAUCGCCCUAUUUUCAACCGGGGCAUUCCCAACUUUGAGGUGGAUAGCCCUGAUGCGGUUUUUGAGCUCUUCAAGAAGUGGGAUGGUCUGGGCCUUCUUGCACUGCACCCUGUGGAGCAGUCGAAGAGAAGGCGGGUUGUGGAUCGCACAGUGCAUGGUGAUCAGCUGCUUGGUCACAGACAGGAGUGCAAAGAGGGCUCCAAGCGUAGUUUGGCCUAUCAGCAUUUCUGCAUUGCAAAGAAGAAGUAUGCCCAAGCAGGUCUCACUGGCUCAGACCCAAAAGAUAUUGUGGAUGAGGUUGUUCUAUUCAAGGUUGUGCCGGCGAGCGAAGUGAACGUCGAACAGCCCAUCCUGCGUCCAUUGAAGAGGACUGUUGCAGAGGAGUUGAUUUUGUCAGCAGUGCUUUUGCCAGUUUUGGUUAGUGAUGCAAAGCUGCCUUUUCAUCCCUGGAUUUUUGCCACGGAUGCAUCAAACCACAAAGGUGCAGUGUGCAGAUCUCAUCAGCGACCCUCAGUCGUUGAGCCCCUGUGGCAGUCUGGUGAUUUCAAAGGUGCCAGUGCGGCGCUGGAGACAUGGGAGCAUCAACUUCUUCAUGAGUGUUUGGGAGAGAGAGGUGAAGGUAUUUGCGAUGGUGAAGCUAGGGCAGAAGUUUUAGAACACGAUGGUCAAGGAGGUCAGGUACAAAAGCCGCUGGCUCAAUACUUUGACUUCAUUGAGGUUUGUGGCGGCAGUGGAGUUUUGUCAGAAGCAAUGCACGAGCUUGGUUACGUUGUUGGGCCUAUAGUGGACUUGACUUAUUCCACCCAGUAUGACCUGGUCAAGUGGGAGGUUGUUGAAUGGCUCGUGGAUGGUCCAGAACCAUCGUGUUGCUGCGAUUGCUCUCGUGCCACCCUGCACCACUUUCUCUCCAGUUGUGAAGCGUUCUGUUUGGGAGGUUUGCUCAGCAUGGAAGUGGUUUGGACCAAGAAGGAGUUUUUAGAGCUGCUGAUUUGCCAAGGGCCAAAAGAUGGGCCAGCAAUUGGAUUUGUCUCUUCCUUGGACUUUCCUUCAGAAAUGGCUUUGGACUUGGAGCCAUAUCCCUUCCGGUCAGCCGAGCCCUUUCCUCCAGACGUCUUCUCCCACGUUUCAACCGACCGCACCGGCUACGACCCCACAAGUGGAUUUGAUUGCCCAGGCCCAGCUUGUUGUGAGAGGUUGGAGCAGGAAAUGGAUGAGUUGAAAACCCUCCUGAAGCUUGGGGAAGAACGCAUGAAUUUCCUCAAGGAGUUGCAAGGAGCUGCCAGCGAUGGGAAGGGCCUUCCCUUGACAGCGGCUCAAGUGCAGGCUCUCACCGAACGGCUUCCUUUACUUUCGGAGGUUGCAAGCCAAGGGGAACGAGAACCGAUAGCAGCAGCAGAAGACUUCUUGGUGACCAAAGCAGCACUUCCUUUGAUUGAACCAGUGGUUCAUGUGGAGUGGUUGGUCCUUCGCAAUCCACGACCCUCAACCUCCUCCUCCAGUGCCUCAUCUACGUCACAGUCCCAGACGCCAACAUGCAUCCUGGCAGCCGCACAAGCAGAUGGGAAGAUUCACUUGUUCAGCCCCAGCGGGGAGUUGGUUUUUAGCUUCAACACAGGCCAUGAACAGCCGAUUACUCACAUGGCCACUUCCCCCACCCAUGAGGAGCACCUCAUUGCCACUGGGGAUUCGGGUGGUGCCAUCCGCUUGCACCGGGUCUCGGUGCGGCAGCGGCGAGUCUCAAAGGAGGAGAAGGCCGCCCGCUCCAACUCGAGUGAUAAAAUCUCGCAGUACCUGGGGCCUCAGUUGAAUGUCACAGUCCAAAUGCACAAACAGUUUCAACUUCCAGCCAGAGAUGAUCUCCCUACUUUGACUGCCCUGGCAAUUGCGAACCACAAGAGCAGUCGAGAGAUUGUUGCUGGAGAUUCGACGGGUCGCAUUAGCGUCUUUGCCAAAAACGGCACUUUGAAGGGCCAUGUUGAUGCAACAGCCAUGGAAGGGCCUGGCGUGGAAGGAUUACAUUCCUAUCACAGUCAGGUGCUCUUCAGAGCUGGGAUGGAGUGGGGCUACGUGAGCCUGGACAAGGUCGGUGGAGUGGAUGUCAAGCACAUCGACUGUCCCAAUUUCGAGGGAAGAGUCGCGGACAUGGCAGUAGACACCCAGCAACUGUCCAAAGUCAUGCUUUCGGAUGAACGUGGCGCCGUUUGGGUGUUCAACGUCAAGAACCGAAAGGAUUGCGAGUUAGAGAAGAAAUUCCCGUAUGCUGCGGAGAUGAAGGCCCCUGUUGAACUGGCAGCCAUCCGAGGGUUUGUGCUUGGCUUGCAAAAGCAUCCUUCAGACCCAGCUGACUCCUUCUCUUCUAUUUUGGCACUCAACAUGAGCCAGCAUGUCGGACGGCGGCGUCCCGGAGAGACAGGUGCUGGUGGUCAUGUGAUAUGGCGACGUCAGCGAACGGCCGUUCGAGACUGGGCUGUACAAAGGAAGCAGCACGGAGACUUGAUCGCUUUGCUAUCGGCAGAUGGGAAAGAAGUUGAGAUCUUGGAAGUCCUGAUGCAGGUGUACACACCACCACCUGCUAGCGAUCCAUUCUCCAACUUCAAGCUUCCAGUCAUGGCUUGUGCAGUUCUUCUGCUUCUAGGCUACCAGUUCAUGAAGCAAAAGAAAGGAGGAUCAGCUGGCCUUGGCGGUAUGGGAAACAGAGGGAAGUUUGGCAAAAGUGAUUUUGCCAGCUUGCUUAAUAAGAAAAAAAUGGGCGGCAUGGGCGGCAUGGGCGGCCUCGGUGGCCUCAAAGGCAAGAGGUAAAAGGGCCACCGCGUUCCAGCAGGGAGAGGCAGGACCUCCUAUGCAAUCUUAUGCGCAUGUAAAUGCAAAAACUUAGCCCCAGAAUGCCAGCAGCUUGUCUGGGGCCUAGCAGGUCAAUCCACUGAAGACUCAGGAGCUGUGGCACAUUGUUUUCAUCCUUUGCCCUAGACGCAUUCAUUGCUUGUUCGAAUUCUUCCAUGGGUGGGGUGCCCUGCGUGAUAUUUGAGCGAUGCUGGGUGGGGGUGUUAACUGCCCAAGGCCUUCAAAAUGCAUCGUUGGAUUGGCCACGAUCGGGCCAAUGUGCCUGCAUGCAACUGCCCUGGUCGCAUGUUUGCAGUACAAUUCGGGCUGUUCAUCAGCUGGUCCUCUGUCGGCUGGGAAUGGCACCAGCAAAGCUAAAGUCAAACAGCCGAAAAAAA
Cladocopium goreaui is the source of this 8813-nucleotide messenger RNA. The record is from the annotation of a GenBank genome assembly. Lineage: Eukaryota; Dinophyceae; Suessiales; Symbiodiniaceae.